Molecule: messenger RNA, 1312 nt
Organism: Coregonus clupeaformis (lake whitefish)
Lineage: Eukaryota; Metazoa; Chordata; Actinopteri; Salmoniformes; Salmonidae
Product: regulator of G-protein signaling 5-like
Exons: 5
Coding region: 108-647 (179 amino acids)
Source: RefSeq, a predicted model, not a curated record
GGACUAGUUUCACUGCAGUGUUAGAGCUAUCAUAGACUCAAACGCUCCGGAACACUACAGAAAUACAGCAAGGUAGCACAAAGGAUCAUAUCUCAUCAUCUCCCACCAUGUGCCGAGAACUGGAAUCACUGCCUAUCACAUGUCUGGAGAGGGCAAAGGAACUCAAAGCUCUCUUUAGAAGCUUUCUACAGAAGCCAGAUCUGAGCAUCAUCGAUCACUCACACAAGACUAACAAAUUAAGGUUAAAUAUGGACGAGCCCUUAAAAUGGAGGCAGUCGUUUGAGAACCUGCUGUCCAACCAACAUGGACUGUGCUUGUUCAGAGCUUUCCUGGUGUCAGAGUUUAGCGAGGAGAACAUAGCUUUCUACCUGGCCUGUGAAGACUACAGGAUAACCAAGCCCUCCUCAAAGCUAUCCGCUAAGGCUAAGAAGAUCUAUGAGGAGUUUGUCUGCAGUGACGCACCAAGAGAGGUCAACCUCGACCAUGAGACCAAAGCCAUCACCAAGAAGAACCUGGAGCGCCCCAGCCAGUCCUGUUUCAGCCUGGCCCAGGAGAAGAUCUACGCCCUAAUGGAGAAAGACUGCUACCCUCGCUUCCUCAAGUCCACCACCUACCUGGAGAUCAGUCGGCAGGUCAAAGCCGGUUAAUACCAGUUAAGGCUGGUUAAGACUAGUUAAUGCUGGUUGAGGCUGGUUAUGGUUGGUUAAGGCCCAAUGCAAGUGGCAAAUGGAACACAAAGAAGAAGUCCAUAGGAGACAAGCUGAAAAGCACACACUGGAAACCAGGUGGUCUCACUAGGGUCCUCCUCAGUGGAGGAGAGGUCCUGUGCUGGUUGGCCAGAAGUAUUGAGGGGGGACUGAAGUUGAAUACUGGACUGAACUAGAAGUCAGUCAGAAUCAAGACUGGAAAUCUUGUCCUGUGGCAUGGGAAAUAGCCUCGCUCAAUGUGAAGAUUGAGGUAUCGAGGUUUGCAAAAGGUGAACCUGUGUCUUGAAGUCAAGGACACACCAAGAGGUUCCUGUUCACGGCAUUUGAGCAGAAAGAAUAAUGAGAUGGAAAAGGACUGCUUUGCACAAUCACUGAUGGAGAAGCUGUUAUAGUCUUGUAUUAUCCAGAUUUCAUUUGUCUAUUUAUUUAUGUAUUUAUUAGCAAUGUGGUUUUGUUAUUGAAAUGUUAUUGAAAUGUUUCUACUGUGCAACUGUUCGACUUAGAUUGUGAUAUUUAUGUAUAUAUUUAUGUUGGGUUUUUUUCUCCCAGAAUUCCUUAUGUGACAGGAAAUGAUUUGAAUAAAAUUGUAACUAUAUGAAACAUAA